AUGGCCAAGGUGCACCCCAACGCCGCCGCCGUCGCGGCAGAGCUCGCCACACCCACUACCACCACCACCACCCGACCUGCUGCGGACCAAGAAACGGAACCGCCCACGGUGCUGACAGUAUGGCGCAAGUCGCUGCUCUUCAACUGCGACGGCUUCACCGUCUACGACGCCAGGGGCGUCCUCGCCUUCCGCGUCGACUGCUACGCCGCCUCCCGGAGGCGCGCCGAGGUCGUGCUCAUGGACGCCGCGGGGGCGCCACUCCUCACGGUACGCCGUAAGAGGCUCAGCCUGGCGGAACGCUGGCUCAUCUACGACGGCGCCGACGCCGGCACCACGCCGCCGCCUCGCCCUCUUCUCUCCGUCUGCCGCCACGUCGGCGGCCUCCACUCCUCCGGCAGCGGCAAGACGCUGGCGCGCGUCGUCAUGCCCACCGCCACAUCCGAGGCGUUCGUGGUCGAGGGCUCGUACGGCCGGCGUGCCUGCGCCGUGCGCGACGCGCGCGGCGACGUCGUGGCCGAGGUGCGGCGCAAGGAGGCCGUGGGCGACGACGUGUUCAGGCUCGUGGUGAGUCCCCGCCUCGGCGCGCCGCUCGCCAUGGGGCUCGUCAUCGCCCUCGACGAGAUGUUCGGCGGCCGCGGCUCGGCGCGCUCGUGGCUGCGCAGCGCGUGCUAG
Miscanthus lutarioriparius is the source of this 672-nucleotide messenger RNA. The record is from the annotation of a GenBank genome assembly. NCBI's taxonomy places the organism in Eukaryota, Viridiplantae, Streptophyta, Magnoliopsida, Poales, Poaceae.